Aspergillus caelatus is the source of this 458-nucleotide messenger RNA. RefSeq names its product DUF4267 domain-containing protein. NCBI's taxonomy places the organism in Eukaryota, Fungi, Ascomycota, Eurotiomycetes, Eurotiales, Aspergillaceae. Bases 61 to 456 code for a protein of 131 amino acids. The transcript is spliced from 2 exons. The record is from RefSeq and is a predicted model, not a curated record.
CUCAGCGUAAGCACAAGAAUAUCAAGAAGGAAUCCUCUCCCAACAACCAAUAACACAAACAUGCCGGCCUCGGAUUCCUCCGUGCUUCGCCUCGUGGCCAGUGCCUUUGCCGCCAUCCCCAUCGGAUUCGGAAUUAAUGCCUUCGUGCGUCCCGAUCAUGCGUUGAGCUUCUUCGAGUUCGAGGUGCCGACUUCACCGGCGGAGAGGGAUUUGGUGAACAGCCUGAUGGUGGUCUACGGCGCGAGAGAUGUUUUCAUGGGCGUGGCCUUGUUCUCCGCUCUUUUCUUCGGCCAUCCAAAGUCUGUCGGCUGGAUCAUGAUUGCGACCAGCGCGGUAGCAUAUGUUGAUGGGUUUGUCUGUUGGACACAUGGAAGGGGAGAGUGGAAUCAUUGGGGGUACGCACCUGUUUUGACGGUGCUAGGGUCGCUGUUUCUGGGUUUUUUCGAUAGGAGGUAGAC